Stegostoma tigrinum is the source of this 2786-nucleotide messenger RNA. RefSeq names its product X-ray radiation resistance associated 1 (gene xrra1). The record is from RefSeq and is a predicted model, not a curated record. Gene Ontology annotation, molecular function: protein binding. Lineage: Eukaryota; Metazoa; Chordata; Chondrichthyes; Orectolobiformes; Stegostomatidae. Gene Ontology annotation, cellular component: nucleus. The transcript is spliced from 20 exons. Bases 1 to 2655 code for a protein of 884 amino acids.
AUGAGUUGCGACGGCGGUUGGCCAUCCGUGGGCGGGGUGUACACAGAACUACAGGUUCCAGAGUCAAUGGCGCGCGGCUCCCCAUCUCCAACGGCUGGCUGGCGUGGUGGUUACUAUAGUAACAGCAGCUGGCUGUUGAGGAGAAAUGGUGUAAAAAAAAUCACCGUUCGGGCUAAGGUAGCGCAAUUCCGAGGCGGUUUAAUCAUCCCCGGAGAGAAAACAAAAACAUCCACAAAGCAACACCGAAUCUUUAAAGAUAGAUGGUGUCUGUCAGUCACAGCAGUAAUUAUGUUGCAAAACCAAUAUAAGUUGGAUGACGGCAAGAGUAUCUCAAUGGAUUGCUUUCCAAUAAGGAAGAUCUUCAAGGGAGGAUAUCAAAGUGCUGGACACUGGGUGAAGGCUCAGAAAAGCACUAAGGAAAAGGCUUUUCAUGUUAUAAUUGGUCCAAAGCUAAUUCAAAGCGUGGAUCCACAGUCAGCCCCCGUGGACACAGCCCAACAAUCUGACAAGUCUUCUAAACCAACUAAAGAAAAAGUGCUGGAUGGAGAUUUCUUGAAACGGCUGCAUUGUGUGGAUAAUUACUCUGACCUGUGUACUGUGAAUAUUAGUGACCAGAACCUCCAUUCCGUUAAACAAGAAGACCUUAAGUUGUUUGAUUCUGUGGUUUAUGUAAAUGCAGCAGAAAACCAUUUGCCUUUGGAACCAUUUAAACUGUUUCCUGCUAUUCGAGAACUGGAUCUCACAAUGAAUGGUCUGCAGAAAGUGCAGCUGAUCUCAGACGAUUUCCCUCACUUGGAGGUGCUGAAUCUGUCCUAUAACAAACUGUCUAACACGGACAUUCUGACACUGGGGCUCAUUCCUCAACUCAAAAUUCUCCACCUGACUGGCAAUAAUCUGGACUCAUUUCCCCCAGAUCUAACAAUACCCUGUGAUGCCUUAGAUCGGCUCAAGAACCCUUUGCCAAGGUUUUCUGCACUUGAGGUUCUGAUGUUGGACGAUAACAGAUUAUCUGACCCCUGCGUGUUUUCAAGUCUGGCCAAUCUUCACAGCUUAAAGUACUUAAACCUCGACAAGAACAACUUCACUGGGGUUCCCUACCUGCAGCAGAUGGCACUCUCACUGCUGGAGAGGACUGAAGAUGAUCCACUUUGCCAGUCCAUUGUAAACCAAUUCAAACAGCCCAUUCAGUGUCCAAAAGGGGAGGAAAUGGAGACUAAUGAGUUUCAAUCUGAUAUUGAAGCCAGCAAAGAAAAGCUAAAAAUAACUGAAACAGAGGAGAAAACAGUGGAAGAGAUAGGAGAGAAGACGGAAGAGUGGGAAAAUAAUGUUACUGAUGUGACCUUCACUCACAGUGACUCAGAGUCAAAUAUUCCCUUUCCCAUUAUGCAGGGGCAAGAGAGUUUGGCAGCAUUGCUUCAGCCUCCCAAAAUAAAACCAAUGUGUUUUCUGAAACAGAAGAAUGAAUUUCUCCCUCCAUUCUCAGGGCUCAGACACCUCAGCCUUGCAAAAAAUAAGAUAACGGAUGACGAGGAACUGUUAGCUGUUUGUCUCUUUCCGGCACUCAACAAACUGACCAUCUACAAAAAUCCUGUUGCCUGCUACUCCGGAUUCCAACCUGGGUCCCCAAGCCAUCAGCCAUCACCUCGCCAUCAUUUCAUAUUUCCUGUCGUAAAGCACCUGCUAGUGCUCUCCAUGUUUCAGGACAGACUCGGGAUUGAAGUGAUCAGAAGCAAGCCCCGGCCCCCAGGGAAACCACCAGUCUGCAAUAUCUUUAAUCACAAGCGCAAGGUCAACAGUCUCAUUCCACGGAUCCCUAAACAGGUCCCGAUGUUGGAAGCUGCUGAGCAACUCCUAGAGCUGGACCAGGCCAGAGAAGAAGAGAGCCAGUCUGAUGAUGGAGAGAUGGAAACUCCAACACCACCACUUGACAUCUGCUCAGAGCUUCUGUCAUCACUGUCACGCAGAGUCUGCACAUUGGAGAGUAGAUCCUCUGAAGAGAGCUCCUGGACUUCAGAUGAGACCAUCAAAGAAAAGGAAACAGAGGGGUUCUUCAUGACCCAGGUUGACGAUGUGACACUGAACAGUGACGGGUUGGAGACUACGGAGGAAGCAAUUACUGUAGCAUCCUCAUGCACAUCUAAUCUUCCUGAAAAAUAUAAAGGCUACGAAGAAAUUCUGGAUGCAAAUCCUGACCCUGACUUUGUGGAACCAGUUGGAAUUCAACAGAAUGUUCAACAAUUGGAACACUCACUUCGGAAGCUACAGCUGUACCCAGACGCAUUUGCCAGAGUGAACCUCCAGAGGGAGCCCUAUGUGCCCAAGGCAAGAAUGCCGAGGAAACUAGCAGAAUUCUCGUCUCACAAGAGCAGAGCUGAUAAAAUGGAAGAGAUUCUGAAAAGGAUGAAGGAGCAGAGAGCAAUGAGCAUUAUUCCAUUAGCUCAUGUGUUACGGGGCAAGGGCAUCAGCAAGCAAGACUAUGAAGAGGCUGUGCAUUUACUGAGAGGGCUGCAGCUUAAAUACAAGGAAGCUCGAAAGCAGCUGGCUAUUAACUACAGCAAGCUGCAAAGUGAGUGUGUGAAAACUGACCACAAUGAGGAACAGUCUGACAUUAGUCACAAGCUUUCAGGUGAUCAGUCAGAACCAAACAACAGCUGAGAUUAGCAGCGGUGAAUUCUGAUCAGUCCAAUUUCGGUAGGUUUUGUCACAUGAUCUACACCUUUCAUCACUCUUCUGAAAGGACAUGCUGUCAACCUCUACAUUAUCUAUUCAUUUUCUUUAUGACUAAU